AUGACAAUCGUUCUACAAUCGUCAAAUUUCUUGAAUUCAUCAACAUCAUGUAGAAAGGGAUUUAUUAGAGCGAAUAUUAAUACCCCGAAUAAUCAGACAUAUAAAAUCUCCCUUCCUAGGCUUCAAAAAAGAGCUAGAUUAGCACAGGAACAAGAGUUGAUUAGUGUGUUCUCAACUAGUGGUAGCCCAGUUGGGAAACAAAUUAGCCCUUCAAGAAGAAGUGAUCCUCUGGUGAUCGAGAAGCUUUAUGCGAUUAAGGAGGCAAUUGCGGAUAGAGUGGAGAUGCAUAGGAAUAUUGGGGAACAGAGGAGUCAAUGGAGCAGUAUGCUUUUGACAUCAAUUAAUGGGAUUACUCUUGCUGCUGCUACGAUGGUUGGAAUUGCAGCUAGUAGUAGUGGUGAUUCUGUUUUGGGACUAAAAAUGUCAUCCUCUUUGAUGUAUUUGGCUGCUACUGGUAUGUUGGUGGCCAUGAACCAAAUUCAGCCAUCCCAAUUGGCUGAAGAACAAAGAAAUGCAGCUAGGUUGUUUCAGGCUCUAUAUAACCAAAUCGAAACAACUUUAUCAAUCGGUCACCCUUUGAGUAUUGAUGUGAAAGAAGCUAUGGACAGAGUAUUGGCUCUUGACAAGGCUUAUCCAUUACCUCUUCUAGGCGGAAUGCUAGAGAAAUUUCCAUCUUCUGUUGAACCUGCUGUUUGGUGGCCUCAACAACGUCGAAGGCAGCCUAAAAGGGUCAAUGACAAUUGGAAUGGAUGGAAUGGUAAACUGGAGGAGGAAAUGAAGGAAAUAAUGGGAGUAUUAGGCAGAAAAGACCAAGAAGAAUAUAUUAGGCUGGGGGAGAAGGCAUUGAAAUUCAACAAGUUUUUAGCCAUGUCCGGUCCAUUGCUCACGGGCUUAGCAGCAGUUGGCUCUGCAUUUGCAGAUCAUUCUCCUCAUGGAUCAUGGGCAGCCAUGCUUGGAAUUGUUGGUGGCGCUUUGGCAAGUGUAGUUAACACAGUAGAGCAUGGUGGACAAGUUGGAAUGGUAUUUGAAAUGUAUAGGAGCAACGCCGGUUUCUUCCAGUACAUGCAAGAAUCUAUUGAAUCAAACUUGACAGAAGCAGAAAUGGAGAGAAGAGAAAAUGGUGAGGUGUUUGAAUUGAAGCUGGCUUUGAAAUUAGGAAGGAGCUUAUCAGAUCUAAGAAAUCUUGCUGCUGCUUCUUUAUCAAAGGGAGAAGAAAUCGACGAAUUUGGGAGCAAGCUUUUCUAA
Molecule: messenger RNA, 1245 nt
Organism: Solanum verrucosum
Lineage: Eukaryota; Viridiplantae; Streptophyta; Magnoliopsida; Solanales; Solanaceae
Product: probable F-box protein At4g22030
Exons: 1
Coding region: 1-1245 (414 amino acids)
Source: RefSeq, a predicted model, not a curated record